ACGCGCGGGGGGGGCGUCUAUGGAGAGCCCCUCGCCCUCCUGAGGUGACAGGGGAGGCGCGCUCGCAGCCGCCGCCGCGACGGACUGCCUGAGCUGAGCAGCUCCCUUUGCUGAUGAUGUCACGGGCAGGGUUGUUCCGCAGCUGACUCCCGAAGACCCCGGCGGAAGCUGGAGAGAUCAGCCAGCCAGCCAGCCGCCCGCGGGCGGUGCAGCCCCUCCAUUCCCUCCUGCCCGGUGGGCACGUUGAGACUUGCAGCUAGUCUUUGCAUUCAGCCUCUCGGUUCUGAGGGUGCACAAGGGCUCCUGUUUCUCUCCCGCCCUCCUUUGACCUUAGAGGCUGUGCGAUCCGCGGAGGGGCGGGCAGCAGCCGUCGGCGCACCCUGCAGCCCCUCCUGGGCGGAGCUCGCCUUUUCGCUCUUCAGAGAGCCGCCGGCACCCGCCUGCCGCUUGCCAGGGAGCGGAGCUGGGACUGAGGCGCAUGGAGAUCGCGGCAACGUCUUGACCGUCGACUGCCCCGCGGAGCGCCUGCUUCGCCAUGAGCUUCCCUCGGCCCUUGCGCCGAUCCGUGAGCCUGAGCCCGGCUCGGACCCUCAGGCUGGUUGUGCUGGGACAGGGCGCCGUGGGCAAAACAGCUUUGACAGUGAGAUUCAUCACCAAGCGAUUUAUUGGUGAUUAUGACCCUACUCUAGAAAUGAUUUAUAGGCACACAGCUGUCAUCGAUGGAGAGAUGGUGCAUUUUGAAAUUCUUGAUACAGCAGGACAGGAGGAGGACUCUCUACAUAUUGAAGAGAAGAUUAAGUGGGGAGAUGGCUUUGCUGUGGUUUACUCUGUCACUGACAGGUGUAGCUUCGACGAGGUCAUGAGGCUCUGUUUCCUCAUUAACCACAUCCAUUCCAGCCCAAAGCGGAGCAGUGCAAGUGGAGAGCCACCAGUUGUGAUUGUUGGAAACAAGAAGGACCUGCAGUUUGACCGAAUGGUGUCCCUUGAGGAUGGGGAGAACCUCUCCAAGGCCCUGAAGCAUCCUUUCUAUGAGAUCUCUACCAGGGACAGCUACGAGGAGACUGUGAUGGUUUUCAACACCUUGUACAAUGAGCUGAUGAAGCAAGGGCAUUUUUCCCCAGGAUCGUUCAAGAGGCGAGCAGCAUCUAAAUUAAUGGAGAAAAUCCCAAAGAUUCAUGCCAACUCAACUCUGACCUCAGGUGGCAGGAGCCUGAGCUUCAACUCCUUCAGGGACUACAUCCCAGAGUGAACUUUUGCAUUGUGGAGUGAUGGAUGAUGUACACAGGGACCAGCUGGCCUUGGUAAGGGAGAAGUUGCAAAGCUGGUAACAGGACAAGUCCAGAGGCCUGUGCACUGUUAGAAAAGGUUAUUUUUCCACAACCACCUUUUCAACCAGGAAGGUUAGAGGAUGAUCCUGGGGUUAUGGGGUACAGCAGUACAUAAGACCAGCCGUACUUGGUCAGACCAAAGGCCAUCUAGUCCAGUAUCCGGCUUUGCACAGGGGCCAGCUAAAUGUUUCUGGGAAGCUCACCAGAGGACAUGAAGGUAGUUUUCUCCCUAGCAAUUGGUAUUCAGAGUUAUUCUGCCUCGGGAGCUGGAAGUUCCAUUUAGCCAUCAUGACUAAUAGCCACUGACAGAAAAAUAGCCAAGUUUGCUGAUGACACUAAAUUGUUCAGGGUUGUUAAAACAAAAAGGGAUUGCGAAGAGCUCCAAAAAGACCUCUCCAAACUGAGUGAAUGGGCAGAAAAAUGGCAAAUGCAAUUCAAUAUAAACAAGUGUAAAAUUAUGCAUAUUGGAGCAAAAAAUCUGAAUUUCACAUAUACGCUCAUGGGGUCUGAACUGGCGGUGACCGACCAGGAGAGAGACCUCGGGGUUGUAGUGGACAGCACGAUGAAAAUGUCGACCCAGUGUGCGGCAGCUGUGAAAAAGGCAAAUUCCAUGCUAGCGAUAAUUAGGAAAGGUAUUGAAAAUAAAACAGCCGAUAUCAUAAUGCCGUUGUAUAAAUCUAUGGUGCGGCCGCAUUUGGAAUACUGUGUACAGUUCUGGUCGCCUCAUCUCAAAAAGGAUAUCAUAGAGUUGGAAAAGGUUCAGAACAGGGCAACCAGAAUGAUCAAGGGGAUGGAGCGACUCCCAUACGAGGAAAGGUUGCAGCAUUUGGGGCUUUUUAGUUUAGAGAAAAGGCGGGUCAGAGGAGACAUGAUAGAAGUGUAUAAAAUUAUGCAUGGCAUUGAGAAAGUGGAUAGAGAAAAGUUCUUCUCCCUCUCUCAUAAUACUAGAACUCGUGGACAUUCAAAGAAGCUGAAUGUUGGAAGAUUCAGGACAGACAAAAGGAAGUACUUCUUUACUCAGCACAUAGUUAAACUAUGGAAUUUGCUCCCACAAGAUGCAGUAAUGGCCACCAGCUUGGAUGGCUUUAAAAGAAGAUUAGACAAAUUCAUGGAGGACAGGGCUAUCAAUGGCUACUAGCUGUGAUGGCUAUGCUGUGCCACCCUAGUCAGAGGCAACAUGCUUCUGAAAACCAGUUGCUGGAAGCCUCAGGAGGGGAGAGUGUCCUUGCACUCAGGUCCUGCUUGCGGGCUUCCCCCAGGCACCUGGUUGGCCACUGUGAGAACAGGAUGCUGGACUAGAUGGGCCACUGGCCUGAUCCAGCAGGCCCUUCUCAUGUUCUUAUGUUCUUAUGUUCUUAUCCCCUGUGAAUUUGUCACUGCCUGUUUGAAAGCCGUCUUAGCUGGUUGCCAUCGCCACAUCUUGUGGCAAUAACUUCUGUAGAUAAGGCUGAUGCAUCCCAUUUUCUCCUUUUAGAGAUUAGUCUUCUAAAUCCUGGGUGGAAGGGCAGCUGUGAAUGGUCAUUUGGUUAUGUGAUCUGUUUAUUCUCCCUUUGGGCCCAAGAAAGCGAGGAAAACUAGAUGUCCUUGGAAGGUUGAACUCAAUUCGCUCCACAACAGCGCAGUCCUGUUGAGUAUUAACAUCUCUUGGAAGGAGGGGUGGGCUCUACAAUGAGCAGCUUAAAAAGGCUGAUUAAGUUGCAUUCUCAUCUUUCUGGUUCUUGCUAGUAUGUUGCUGCUUUACGCAACUAACCUUUUCUGUAUGGGAUCAAGCCCACCGCCUCCACCAGUUUUGGAUACAAUACAGUUUGGAUAAGUACUAGAGCACAUUGGAAAUGGUUGAUUAAAGAGUUUGGGUAGAAGGGAGUGCUCUUUACACCGAGUGACAGUGCCAUGCGACGUCAUAGCAGGAGGGAGGCAAUGAAUUCAGAGAAUAGGGUUCGCAGAAUCAUAGAGCUUUAGGCUGCAAAACGAUGCACACUUUCCUGGGAGUAAGGCCCAUCGAACACAGUGGGACUGCUGGGUGAACAUGCAUAGGAUUGCACUGUUAGUGACCACAAGCCCUGCCAUAAGAUAGCUCCCACCACCAGUCUUCUUCCUGUGUAAUUGGGAUAAUCAAGAUUCAUGUAAUUGAUUUUUUUUUCUUGGUGUGCAGAUGUCACUAAUAAGGUCCCUCCUCACUUCCAGCAGAUUUCUCUUAGCGUAGGAACACAGGAAGCCGCUUUAAAACAUCGGUCAAGCUAGCCCAGCACUGUUUGUUCUAACUGGCAGCAAACGCUCCAGUAUCCGCUUUAUCCAUCAUUUCCUGCCCUUUAUUAACUGGAGAAGCUGGGAUCGAACCCGGAACCUCCUGCACACAAAGCAUAUGCUCCGCCGCUGAGUUAUGGUCCUUCCCUGGCUUGUUUAUCUCUUCCUCUUCUAAGGCUUCAUCCACCAUCAUACUCAUAAUACUUUUCAAAAGCUUGUAGGCACUUGCUGUUCUGGAAGGACAGAUGACUGACUCAUCAGCUCAGCUUGUUCUGCAAAGGCUUCCAUGCUGCUGCUCCAAACUGGAACGCAGCACCCUGCUUGCCACCCAUUUCCUUUACCAAGCGGUUUGCAUGGCUUCUGUGUGGGCAACUCAAAGAAGCUCCCUGUGCCUCAAACAUGCAGAUAUUUCAGAUGCACCUUGAGGGAUGCUCCAUAUGUCCGAAAAUAAUAAACAUGGCUGUGUGUUUCUCUGGCUGUUGAUCAAAACCCAAUGGCCAAGUUUUCCUUAUUUUCUGAUAUUAAAAGGAACUGUCUACCCAACCAGCCUCAGAAGAUGCAGCCUCAUCUUGAAAUCCACUUGACUCUCAGGUCAGAGCUAGGCAUUUUUUAAAUUCUUCUUGCCUUGAAGCUGUGUGAGUUCAUAAUUUUUGAAUUGUAAAAUGAUAUGCUCUUCUGCUUUUGACUAAAAGCUGUACACUGGCAGGAGGAAUGUGCGGAUCAUACAAGAAAUAGAAUCUGUCUAUAUCAGGGGUGGAGGGAAGUAUAGCUACAGGUACAAAUAUGUCGAGGUCAGAACUAGAUGCUACUGGAGACGUAUAACUGCCUUCAAGAUCUCCUCUUUCUCUAGUAAUAUCUAGGAAAACAAAAUGCACAAUAUCAUACUGUGUGUUUCUCUGUCUCUGCUUCAUUGGCUGCUACUUGUGACAACAUGGGAACAGAGUGUAAUACCAUCAGAUCAAGUAUGUUGUUUGAUUAAGGGAAGGCACAGAGGUCUGCUUUUGGCUGUAGGUGUAAGAUUCCUGUAAUUUCUAGUUUCAGCCUGUGAGUGGAGGACUCCUGCAUUUGUAGGUAUUUUUCAGUUUCUGUCUGGAACUCUUCAUGCCAACUCAUGCUAAACAUGACACAGAUGUUAUCCAGUAGCAUAUGUGGGUAAAUGUUAAUAAAAUAAGUCAACAUGGAUUAUUGCCAUUUGAUUUUUUUUUAACUAGUAUUUUAUUUGCCUAGGUAGAGAGUUUAUAAAGUGACAGAAGUGUGGACUAUAACCAAGUACUCUCCAAAGAGCAUUUGCAAGGAUGAGUGAUAAUUUUAAGCUGUAUUAAUGUUUGGAAAGAAUUAUACCAUAGUGGCAUGGAUGACAGAGCUCUGGGCAAAUAAGAGGCACACCCUAAGGUAUGGUAGUAGUGGCCGCUUUUCCUAUCAAAUGCAGGCAAUGGCUGGGCAAAUCACAUGGCACCCACCCAUGGGGACCACUCUGUAGUCCCUUGCGUCUGCAAUGCAGUUCCAGAGACCUGCAGUGCCAGCUUACAUGAUAGCAACUGCAUGGCUGCUCGGAGCCAUGACGGCAGGUGUUCUGUGCUUCCACAUUUAGCACUAAAGUGCUAAGAUGGCAGAGAAACUUCCCAUGCCAUCAAGCUCAUAAAGGAACAAAUGAGGAUAAGGAAUUGAUGCUUUUAUUGUCGGGUCUGGGAGCUAAUGGUUGGUAGUGAUGAAACCCUGGGCUGGAUCCAGAGAAAGUUGUUCACACUUCAGUCCUAUUGAAAUCAGCGUGAAAAAGUAGACAUGACUGACAUACUUGUACCAGGAGCUAAAUGCAAAUAACUUGAUCUGGAUCCAGCUCCUUGUGUCUUGUCUUUUCACUUACCUAUGUAGGAUGAAUCUGCAAAAAAUAAGCUGUACUGUCAUCAAUGGACCGGGCCACUGCUUUAGCCACUAGCCCCCAUUCCCAUGGCACUAGCUUCAGGCCAUAGACACUAGCUUUUCCCUAUACUUAACUAAGAAAUAGACUUUGAUGGCUGGCCUUCUCCAAAUGUGGAAGAUCAAACAGGUUUCAUGUUUGAAACAUGGAAGUACGAGUAAAACCAGGAUGCCACUCCAUCAGAUAGCAGCUUGCUGUGUUCUUGGUGGGAUCCUUUAGCACACAACCAGGAGUGUGGGGAAGUGGCCUGGUAAAAGGCAGAUGUUUUCCCAUUCAGGAUAUCCCUCUGGUAACUACAUGAAGCCAGUUGUGUGGAUUGCAUGGCCCACAGUGGUCAUGAUCUGCCAAGUGAACUAUUGGUGUGUGCCCAGUGCCCAGAAUUAGAGCCAUCUGGAUAUGCCUUCUGUCACCAUUUUAUAUAAGAUGCCCCUAGAGUGAGAGUAGCCGAUGUGGUGCCCACUAGAUAUUAUGGAAUAUAACUCCCAUCAGGCCCUCAGCAGUGUCAGUGGUCAGUCAGAGAUUAUGGGAGUCAUAGUCCAGAACACUGAAGGGACACCAAUUUGGCUAUCCCUAUCCUAGGGCUUUCUCAGUGGUACCAAUCAACUCCGGUGUCUUAUUUCAAAGGCGGACAUUGUGAACCCAUUUACAACAGAACUCCUUUCUUUCAUUUUUAUCCAAGAUUAUUAAAAUAACCCUUUCUUAGAUUUAUCUUGCGGCAUUUUCAGCUCAAUAGCAGCCACCUGUGUUAGGAGGUUGACUCUCUAACCCUAGCCCAUUUCUAAAUCCUAAGUCAACAAUGUUCCACUGUGCACCCUGCAGCUAUCUCAAGAGAAUGGGUAAGGGUGAGAUAAACAUCUCUUCAAAGGGAACCCUUUAAAAAGCCACAGUCAUAAAUCCAGGGCUAUGUUUAAAACAAAACAAAGGUUUAAAACUCUCUCUUCUCUUGGGAUGCCUGAUUUAAAAGAAUAAAAAUAAAGGAAAGGCUAACAUUUCAGUUUUUCUCAUUGAAGUAGCCUAAAAGCUAUGGGCAUAUCAGAACUAUUUGGCAGAUAGACUUUUAAGGUCGUUUGUUUGUCUCUCAGGGGGGAUUCUACCUAUUUUAGAUGAAAUUUCUAAGAAGCAAAUUCUAAUUUAGAGUCCAUAUCCAAUUCUACACAGGGAGGAUGUUAACUGGAAGAUUUCUUUCUAUUUGCUGACAUAGACAGGAUUCAAAAUUGUUUGCAUGUGUCUUCAGUACAUUUUCCUGUUGAAGAGGCCAGGAAAGCUAAUCCCCAUGAAUCCCUUUGUUGUUUUACACAAUCAUAUUACAGCAGCUGGAAAGUACAUAGGAUUCCUCCUGAUACCUUCUAUGAUUAAUGGAUUCUGCUGAACCUGUCAUAGACCAAACACUCACUGGGAAUUAUAAAAUGUAUUUGCAGGGGAAUCUAGACUGGAUUUUCUAUAGGAGGUGGCAAUGAUUCACAUGUUAUAAAAAUUGAACUCUUCCUGCUCUUCACGGCCACUUACACUACCUUCAUCCAGGUGUAUAACCAACCUCUCAUGGCCACAAAAAUCUCGCAUCACCACCAGUCACUGAAAACAGUAGCUACUGUAGUUUUCACAAAAUAUACAGUAUUUCUUAUGAUGUAAUUUGCCAUAGUUAGUUGCCUAUCUGCUAUUUUCAGUAGACAAAUCUCACCGAAGACUGUUCUUCAUUUCUGGGUUGAUCUCAUUUCCAUUCGGCCUGUGCUGUAAUCUUGGGGAUGUAAAUAAUGAACUUUGUAUCAAUAAAUAACCAUAGUACUGACCAAUCUGAUACGUGAGAUUCAGCAGCAAUGGCAUCCACAGAAUAGCACUGCUAGGUAAAGGAAGUCUUUUUCCUUUUUAACUGAGGAGUCCAAAUGUAUGCCUCCUGUUCUAUUAAAUAACCCCCCACCAGUUGUGGAGGCAUUGUAAGGAACUGCUGCUUGCUAAAUAUACAUGCAAAAGAAGACCCAAAGAGAACCAAACCGUUCCUCAGUCCAGCCUAAAUUAGCCCCUUCCCCCAAAGUAUACACUGUCUACAAUUGUUGGUUCCACAGUUGGGGUCACUUCAGAAUGAUGCUUGUGGUGGGACACACACACUUCAUGUGCCCUCAUUGCCACUCCUUCCUCACUUGCCCAGAGAGUUGGAGUGGGCAAGCGAGAGAACCAGCUGUGUGGAAAAGUAGGCGGAACAGCAUUCAUUGCCACUUUGGGAGAGGGCAUUUGUGCGAGUGGCAGCAGCUGCUGUUCCUUACCCUACAGCCGCUAGUCCAACUGGGUGGGUGAGGGGAUGAGCAAAUUGAGAGCCACAAGGAGCAGCUACAGAGGUCUCUGGGGGAUGGCGGUCCCUUGUAGGGCAUUGGGCCCUCAGCAUCUGCUCAAGAAUACUGGGUACCAGAUAGAAAUCUCUCUGUCUUUUAAAAUGGAAAUGCAAUUCUUUGAAGUACUUUGGAGUAUUUUAAAUAUACAUACUCUCUUUUUGUAACUUGCACUGCACAUGCAAAACUGGUGCCAGAAAUCUUAGUGGUUUG
Rhineura floridana is the source of this 8024-nucleotide messenger RNA. Its product is annotated as ras-related and estrogen-regulated growth inhibitor-like. The record is from RefSeq and is a predicted model, not a curated record. The coding region runs from base 536 to 1249 and encodes 237 amino acids. NCBI's taxonomy places the organism in Eukaryota, Metazoa, Chordata, Lepidosauria, Squamata, Rhineuridae. Gene Ontology annotation, molecular function: GTPase activity; GTP binding. The transcript is spliced from 4 exons.